AUGCCCCGCGCCCCAGUAAUUUGCGUUUCUCACGGCGGAGGUCCGCUUCCCGUCCUCGGUGAUCCCAAUCACAAGGACAUUGUAGAGUCUCUGACGAAGCGGGUUCCCAAGGUUCUAGGCUUGGGCACGCCUCGGGCACCCCGCGCCAUUGUCGUCGUUACUGCCCAUUGGCAGGAGGAUCAUCCGUCUGUCUCCUCGGGCGCUAAACAUAGGCUCUAUUAUGAUUACUACAACUUUCCUAAGGCGUCGUAUAGCCUGAAGUAUGAUGCGCCGGGCUCUCCAGAGAUAGCGGCCGAGGUUGGGAGGGCGUUUGAGGCUGAAGGGUUGCAACCGGAGUUGAACCCCGAAAGAGGUUGGGAUCAUGGCGUCUUCAUCCCCUUUCUACUCAUCAACCCCGCCGCGGACAUCCCCAUCAUCCAAGUCUCCAUCCUAGCCGCCCAAGACCCCCCAUCCCACUUCCGCAUGGGCGCCGCCCUCUCCCACCUCCGCGCCUCCAACAUCGCCAUCGUCGGCUCCGGCUUCGCCUCCUUCCACAACCUCGGCAUCCUGCGCUACCUACGCGCCGGAGGCACCGCCGCCCACGGCGCCUUCAAGACCCGCUCCGACGAGUGGAACGCCGCGCUCUCCGACGCUGUGGGGAGCACCACGCGCACGGAGAGGUUGAGGAAGCUGGAGCGCUGGAGGGAGCUGCCGAAUAGUUUCGAAAUGCAUCCACCGGGUGGUGCGGAUCAUUUUAUGCCGCUUUUGGUUUGUGCGGGCGCUGUGGGGGAUGAGGAAGUGAGGUCGUAUAGGGAUGAGUGGAUGGGGAUUGAUAUCUGGACGUAUUUUUGGGGUGCGGACCCGGUUGAGUAG
Scedosporium apiospermum is the source of this 852-nucleotide messenger RNA. RefSeq lists its product as uncharacterized. NCBI's taxonomy places the organism in Eukaryota, Fungi, Ascomycota, Sordariomycetes, Microascales, Microascaceae. Gene Ontology annotation, molecular function: oxidoreductase activity, acting on single donors with incorporation of molecular oxygen; ferrous iron binding; zinc ion binding. The transcript has 3 exons. The coding region runs from base 1 to 852 and encodes 283 amino acids. The record is from RefSeq and is a predicted model, not a curated record.